Molecule: messenger RNA, 681 nt
Organism: Dracunculus medinensis (Guinea worm)
Lineage: Eukaryota; Metazoa; Nematoda; Chromadorea; Rhabditida; Dracunculidae
Source: the annotation of a GenBank genome assembly
UAUAUUUUCGUAGUUGAGAUUCGUUAUCCUAUCCCUCCUUUUUUCAAUCAUUCAUUUUCCUAUCUCUUCAAUUUUACUAAUGUAUAUAUACGCGGUCUCCCAAGUAAUACGACUGAACAAAUUUUGCGUGAAAUAUGUGAACAAUAUGGAAAUAUUACAACAACAAAAACAGUUAUCGAUAAGGAUACAAAAGAAUGUAAAGGAUAUGGUUUUGUUGACUUUGAUUGUCACACUUCAGCCCUCAACUGCAUCCAAGGCCUUUCUCGAACGAAUAAAUAUACUGCACAGUUUGCCAAAAUAUUUCAGCAACAGCUGCAAGAUCCAACAAAUUUGUAUCUCGCUAAUAUACCCCUCGAUAUUAAUGAAAGACAGCUAGCUUCUUUUCUGCGAACGUACGGUGUUGUUAUUAGUUCACGGGUACUUAAAGAAAACGGGUUUAGCAAAGGAGUUGGUUUCGCACGUAUGGAUAGUCAUGAAAUCUGUGAUAAAGUUAUCAAGGAAUUAAAUGGUAAAAAAGUUUUUCCUCAAAGUGAUAAAUCACUUAUAGUAAAGUACGCAGAUACAAGCAAAAAAAUUAGAGGAAAGCAAAUAGAUGGACCUUCUGAUCAUCUUGCUGAAUUUCCAGUAUUAUUUUAUAUUUUAUUCGUUUUUAUUUAUUUUAUUUUUGUUAAUUGCUCAUGA